Messenger RNA from Condylostylus longicornis, 492 nucleotides. Its product is annotated as kunitz-type serine protease inhibitor 2-like. The transcript has 2 exons. The coding region runs from base 82 to 318 and encodes 78 amino acids. Gene Ontology annotation, molecular function: serine-type endopeptidase inhibitor activity. Lineage: Eukaryota; Metazoa; Arthropoda; Insecta; Diptera; Dolichopodidae. The record is from RefSeq and is a predicted model, not a curated record.
GUUUUUGGUUAGAUUUCAUAGAAGUCAGAUUAUCUAAUAAUUUUAAUUUUAAAAAAUCUUGAAAAAAAAAAACGAAUAACAAUGAAAUUUAUUUUUGGUUUAAUAUUAGCAAUUUUUGCUUUAAUUGCAUUUACCGGCGCUUCAAGACCAAAACAUUGUGACUUACCACCUGAAUCUGGAACAUGUCAACAAUUUCUUAAAGUAUAUCAUUUUGAUCCGAAAUCAAAUUCAUGUAAAACAUUUGAAUAUGGUGGAUGCGGUGGUAAUGGAAACAGAUUUGAUACACAAUCAUUAUGUGAAAAAGAAUGCAAAAAAUAAAAGUUAUCCGCUACCGUUAACAAGAACCUUUUAAGGGCAUUAAAUUUAUUGUUUGCAUAUUGUGUCAAUUUUUUUUUUUUUUUCUAUGUUAAAAUUUAAGUUUAUUCAUUCUGUUUAAUAUCAGAUAAAGUAAAGAUAUUAAUAAUUUAAUAAAUUCAUAUUUUUUUAAAUUAA